AUGGCGCAGAUGCGGGGGGUUUCCGCGGGGGGAGGCGGGGGAGGGGGCGGGGGAGGGGGCGGGGGAGGAGGCGGGGGAGCGGCGGGCAGGCGCGGGUUUGGAGGGGAGACGGAUUGUUCUGCGUGCAAGCUGAUUGCGCUGUAUGGGGCGACUGGGCAGGAGAUUCACCGGGUCGUUAGAGGGCAUGUUGGAGAUGAGCAGGGUGCGCACUCGCCUCAUGGUGGCGGCUCAGGAGGCGCAUCCGGUACCACUAGUGCUAAGCCAGGGUCGCUAGAAGGCAUGUUAGAGAUGAGCAGUGCUCGCACGCGCCUCAUGGUGGCGGCACAGGAGGUGCUGGAGGCUCAGACGCGCCUGGGCAUGCACAGCGUGAAGAAGGCUGGGGGAUUUGCAGGGCUGAUGCGGACAAGCAGUAAUGCGGCGUCGGGUGGAGGAGGGGGUGGUGGGGGAGGGAUGAAGGGCAUGGGGUUGGGUGGGCUGAUGCGAACAAGCAGCAACGCCGGCAGCAGCAGCAGCAGCAGCAGCGGUGGCAGUAGUGAUGCGGCGUCGGGGGGAGGGGGGGGUGGGGGAGGGAUGAAGGGCAUGGGGCUGGGCGGGCUAAUGCGAACCAGCAGCAAUGCCGGUAGCAGCAGCACUGGUGGCAGCAGUGGUGGUGGUGGGGUUGGGUUGGGGCUGGUUCGGACAAGCAGCAGUGCGGCCAAGGAAGCAGGCUCUGCUGGUGGUGGCGGAUUCGGGGGAGGCGGAUUUGGGGGAGGUGGAUUUGGUCUGCCUGCAAGCAAGUCUACGGGUGUUGCUGGGGGCUUUUCUCGAUCCAGCAGCACUGCUUCCCCUUUCGGAGGAGGCAGUGGUGGUGGUGGCAGCAACAGUGGUGGUGGAUAA
This is a messenger RNA of Closterium sp. Naga37s-1, 876 nucleotides long. Lineage: Eukaryota; Viridiplantae; Streptophyta; Zygnematophyceae; Desmidiales; Closteriaceae. The record is from the annotation of a GenBank genome assembly.